Panicum hallii is the source of this 961-nucleotide messenger RNA. RefSeq names its product non-specific lipid transfer protein GPI-anchored 2-like. Bases 174 to 719 code for a protein of 181 amino acids. The record is from RefSeq and is a predicted model, not a curated record. Gene Ontology annotation, molecular function: lipid binding. Lineage: Eukaryota; Viridiplantae; Streptophyta; Magnoliopsida; Poales; Poaceae. The transcript has a single exon. Gene Ontology annotation, biological process: lipid transport.
GUCCUCUUCCUCACCCACCUCCAUUCACACAGCCCUCGAAACCACCUAUAAAACCACUCACAAUCCACAACAAGGCCCUCUCAGACCACCGAGCUGAAACCAGAGAGGCAGCUAGCGUGUUCAUCGGGCGGCAGCAAGGCAAGAAGGGAACCAAUUAGCAAGAAGAAGAAGAAAUGGCGGCGUCCACGACCCUCGCGGCGGCGGCGACGACGAUGGUGCUGGCCGCGACGAUGCUCCUCCUGGCCGGCGGCGCGUCGGCGCAGUCCCCGUCGCCGUCGAGCCAGUGCACGUCGGUGCUGGUGAGCCUGUCGCCGUGCCUGAACUACAUCUCCGGGAACGAGUCGGCGGCGCCGGCGUCGUGCUGCACGCAGCUGGGCAAGGUGGUGCAGUCGGACCCGCAGUGCCUGUGCGUGGCGCUGAGCGCGGACCCGGCGUCGCUGGGGCUCAGCGUCAACCGCACCCGCGCGCUGGGCCUCCCCGCCGCGUGCAACGUCAAGACGCCCGACGUCAGCAACUGCAAGGGCGCCGGCGCCGGCGGGGCGGCGCCCACGACCUCCCCCGCGGGGCAGGGGCAGACGCCGGGCGCCACGGGGUCCAAGACGACGCCGGCGACGGGGUCCGUGGCCGGCGCCGCCGCGUCGCCGCCGCGCGGGUCGUCCGGCGCCGGCCUGGUCGCGGCGUUCGUCGCCGCGGCCGUCCUCGCCGCCGCCGCCGCGUGAUCGCGCAUCCGCCGGCCAGUUCUGGAACCGGGCGUUCCGAGCAUGGUGCUCGUCGCGUGUAGGAAUCGCGACGGAUUUGUGCUGUUACACUGGUGACGCCGGCGGGAGGGCGGGCUAGCUGGGGUAGCCUUUCUGUCGAUUUUGUGAUCUGUUCAUCCGUGAGAGAGAGCUUCGAUCUUCUUCCACCUGAUUCAUCUCUGCAUUCCUUAUGAAUAAAGACAUAUGCCUCAUUUUUUUUCUUC